UAAUAUGUGCGAAUUUGUCGUCCGGCAUUUAUUAUCGUCUUUAUAGAGAUUUGUCGGCGUGUGGUCAUUUACGCAUAGUGUGAUCAAAGCUCGCUGGAGGCGAGCUCCGGUCUCCGAUUCCGAAAGUCCGCUCGCGAGAGAUCCGGUUGGCCGCAAGCGUGCGAAGCGUGCGUUACGUAAUAUUCGGCGCUGGACAGCGGACAACUUCACGAUCGUACGGCGCGCCGCCGCUGUCGCGCGCGAUCUCGUCUCAUCCGCGGCUUACUUUACACGGCACUCGGCACGAAGGUUGCGCAGCCCGUGGCCGAUAUUCCCAUAAUUGUGCACAUUUCGUUUUCUAGGUACCUUGAGUAGCGUCUCGUGAGACAUCGCAUCCAUAGCAAACGUCACCAUGUACGCCUGCAGCCGAUUCAUCGCACCCGUCGCCAAAUCCACCCUGGUCUCCGGCACCAAGACCUAUCUGCGGCCGCUGAGCAGUGCCGUGAUCAGCCAUAGUCAAUACUUGCAGCAGAAUCAAAUUCAAACGCCCGUCAGUUUGUCACCUAUUGUGCGUAGCUUUCAAACUUCCACAGUCAGUCGUGACAUCGAUUCUGCUGCAAAAUUUAUUGGCGCUGGUGCUGCUACAGUAGGGGUAGCAGGAUCUGGUGCUGGAAUUGGAUCUGUGUUUGGUUCGCUGAUCAUCGGCUAUGCUAGGAAUCCUUCUUUAAAACAACAACUAUUCUCAUAUGCCAUCUUGGGCUUUGCCUUGUCCGAAGCCAUGGGUCUAUUUUGUCUUAUGAUGGCUUUCCUGCUACUAUUCGCCUUCUAAGCCACGAUAUAAGAUUCUGCUGAUAUAGUUUUAGUGCGUCACUGCCAAGGCAGCGUCGUCCGAUUCUACAGGAAAGGUGACGACUGUCUCUGGUUGCGCGGGAUGCCAUGAAAUUAUUAGAGAAGCUCAAAUUUUUCAUGGCUCGGUGGGGCGCGACGGCGCGGCAAUGAACGAAAAUUUGAAAAAACUAUAACACAUCAUUGUGCAGCCCGUCCCAGUCCUGUCCAAGCCUUCAGCUUGUUUAUAAUCAUUUCAUGGCCUACUGUCUCAUGUAGCGUAUGAUUCAUAUUAUUAUAAAAUAAUGAAUUUCAUUGUAACGAAUGAACAAGAUAUUGAAAGUUGAAAUUACAAAAAAAAAGCGACAGCCUCACCCGCAUUCCCAUACAAUAUGCACGUAUGUACUCUAUUAGAGUGUCCUAUGUGACAGUACAUUUUUCGAUGAUCUUUUUCUCAUUCGAAGGAUUCAUCAUUGUUGUGCCGCCGUGUACGCACGUUAUUAAGGUUAUUCUUGACGAGAAAAGAAGAAAAACUGUACAGUAAUACCGAAUAAACAUCUUUGUCGUGAAA
Molecule: messenger RNA, 1375 nt
Organism: Monomorium pharaonis (pharaoh ant)
Lineage: Eukaryota; Metazoa; Arthropoda; Insecta; Hymenoptera; Formicidae
Gene: ATPsynC
Product: ATP synthase lipid-binding protein, mitochondrial
Exons: 4
Coding region: 392-808 (138 amino acids)
Biological process (GO): proton motive force-driven ATP synthesis; proton transmembrane transport
Molecular function (GO): proton transmembrane transporter activity
Source: RefSeq, a predicted model, not a curated record